Molecule: messenger RNA, 3220 nt
Organism: Saccostrea cuccullata (small rock oyster)
Lineage: Eukaryota; Metazoa; Mollusca; Bivalvia; Ostreida; Ostreidae
Product: transmembrane protein 198-like
Exons: 9
Coding region: 574-1623 (349 amino acids)
Cellular component (GO): plasma membrane
Source: RefSeq, a predicted model, not a curated record
UUCUAGAUAUGUUUUGGGAUUUCUUUACAACUGAUCAUUGGAUGUGAUGAAUAGUGGUGACACCUGUUUUUGUUUUGUAAGCAGAUAAGUCUGAAGGGCAUCAAGGAUUGUAUGAAGUAUCUAUAUGCUUGAGGAAAAUCAGUGUCCUGAAACCAUCAACCACAUUAUCCAUCUCAUACAAGACAAUUCCUGUCUAACAGGGAAUCGUCUAUAGGAUCUAGUAGGAAAUAACAGGAAGAUCACUGAUCCUUCAACUGUCCCGAACAGGAAAGGAACUCUUGAUAGCUGAGGGGGACUUUAGAAGAUUAGUCUUUGUGUGCAACUGUUGACAUUUAUAGAUGAUUGAAUAAGUUUGUGGAUUUAUGUGUAGAUGUGUCUUAUCCAGGGUGUUGGAUCAACGAUAAGGAGAAAAUAAAAGACAGAAGAGAAAAAUAAUAGAGGAUUGAACACUGUUGAAGAAAGUUUAUUUGUUGGAUUCUGUGUAAAUAGAGAUGCAGUUUGACUGAAGAUCAUAACCAGUGGAAGAUUCACAUUUCUAUGAAGAAUCGGAUGAAAGUUCUGUGAUCGGCCAUCAUGAGCACGAAUUCUUUUGGGGCCCCUCGAGCGAUGCCCCCCGCUACACCCAGUCAAACUUACGAGACAAUAAUGCCCUCCACGGAGGGGAUCAACACCACCACUCCAGGGGAACGAGUGAUCGCCCGCCCUCGAACUUGUGAUGAGAUUAGUGCUGAGUAUGACAUUGCGUUAGCUGUGAUUUGUUCCAUGUGUUUCAUUUUUGGAAUCGUGUAUACAUUUUUUGGGUACCGUUUCUUCAAGGCCGUAAUGUUCCUGACCGGCUUCAUCUUCACAUCCGUCCUCGCAUACCUGAUUCUUUCCCAGCAUUCCCUACUACCCAUGGAGGGAAACAUUGGCGUGGCCCUGGGGGCGGGGCUACUAAUCGGACUUGUGACAAUGUUAGUGCAGUAUGUGGGACUUUUCUUCACAGGAUUUCAGCUGGGAGCAGCUCUAGGUGUCGUGAGUCUCAUCAUUGUGGACUUCUUUGUCAUUAUCCCUAUCCACUGGAUCAGGAUAGGGGUGAUCUGUGGACUAGGUCUAGUGUGUGCAAUAGUGACCCUAAAAUUCCAGAAGGGGGGUAUGAUUCUGGGGACCAGUGUGUUUGGUGGGGCCCUGAUGGUGGCCUGCCUGGAUUAUUUUAUAGAACAGUUUGCCAUGGUGACGUUUGUAUGGGGACAGGUGACAGGGGUGUCCUCAGGACUUGUGUGCUGGUAUUCGUGGGUGCUGCUGGGCUGCUGGCCGUUCUGUUUCCUGGUGGGGGCCGUGACUCAGUGGAGGAUAACGGGACAGGGAUACGACCAUAAUGAAGUUCUGCCCAGUAAGAGAGUUAAGAAAGCCAAUCUCCACCAGGCGAGGAAAAAAGAGCGAGUGGACAGUCAACACACGAGAUACAGACACCUGUACCAGGCUCGCCGAGCUCCCGGUGAUGUUCUAUCUCAGACGUAUAUCCAGACCAUGACUCAAAAGAUGUCCCCAGCAACAAAACGUAAGGACCAUAUAGCCAUUCCCACAGAGCCCAGCUUAACCGAACUAGACAGCACUAAUACGACCUUGACCCAGGUGCCAUAGAAUAUAUACAUAGGUGGAUCCAGGAAUUUAAUGAACCUCAUAUUCAUGAUGAACAUGUUACCAGAUACAAACAAAAUAGACAGCAAAAUCUGAAGUUUUGUUUGGAUCAGAAUAUGAAUGAUUCAGUUAUUUUUAUUAUGAAUGCAAUGGAUCCAAAUAUAAACUUGCCAAAAGAAUUGCAAGUUUUUUGUGGGUGGAUCAAGGUUCAAAACAAAAAGGACACAGUAUUAUGGCCGACUUUUCGAGUUAUGAGGAGAAGCUGUCUCACGCUGCAAGAAGAAUGUCUUAAUUUAUAGACUAGUGCCAUAAGGAUAGACAGUGUACUAAAGCUAGGGGAGCUCCAGCAAUCGUUCUUCUUUGAAUCCCGAGGAAAAAUGCAAUGAGUUCAGAAUGGGCUUGAUCUCACAUGCGCAAUGAAGAGAUUUUUCUUUCUUUGUUUUUUUUUAAUUCCAGUGUUAUUUUUUUUAAUGAUUUCGGUUCAUCUGAACUUUUUUGUUUGCAUUCUUACCAGUAUGCCUGUGCUAUAAAUUAUACAUGCAAUGUCAUUUGAAUAAAUAAACAUGCAUGUUUAUUUUCAUGAUGUUUGAAAUGGUUUGCAAAAGGAUGAGUAUAAUUUGAUUAUAUUCAAUAUACAUGAGAAAGAAGCAAAUUGAAUAGUGAAAUGUUUGUAUAACUAGCAUCCUCAGCUUAAAGCUUUUAUCAUGAAUGUUUUGAACAGAACAAUUGCUUCCUGCGGGGCUUUUUCAUCAUUCUCAUGUACAGCUUUAUAAUGUAUAUUAUAAAUGAAUUACAUUGUAUAAAUGAAUCUCAUAAGUGACCGAAAUGAACUUUUUUUCUCUUUCAUUAAUAUGUUUUAGCUUUUAUGUUGGAUUUCUACCAGAAAGAUACAUAUGUGCAUUUCCUAAAUUGUAAUUAUUUUGUUGUGUAUUGAAUGAAAGGGAAAUAAUGCUUACUAUUUUUUUUAAUUUUUUUGAUUUAUGGAUUUUAUGAUGGUACAAGUUGCGUGGAAUGGACUUACUGAUUAUAAGUUUUGAAAAAAAGGAAAUGCUUAAAAUGAAGAACACUUGAACCCUUACUUAUAUAUAAUCAUGUUUUAAAAAAGUUCUUCUAAAAACAUUGUUUUCAUUUUACUUUUUUUCAUAAUUAUAGCAGCCUUUCAAUUUUAAAUAUAUUUUGAAGUAAGCUGCAUGCUUUUGUUUAUGAAUUUUUCUUUCUUCCCUUCUGUUUUGAUUUUUUUAAGGUUAAUGAGCAAUGUCUUUUUAGGGUUUUACAUAUAAUUAUAAUUAUUAAAUGUACAAUUUUUGCCCUACUUCUUAAGAAAUCAGUUUAUUCAAAGACAAUGUAACUGAUGAUGGUUUCAUCUAUACAUUACUUAUCAGGGUAUAGUCAUAUGUUUGCUGUCCACAUUCAAAUUAAUUAGCUUUACGUUUCAUGUUUGUAGACCUUGUUUAAUAUUGUUGAUGGAUUUAACUUAGCUGCAGGGAAAACUUAACUGUUGUGAAAGUAUUGCUAUGCAAGUUGGCAUUGUGUUUGUUUUACCAAGUCAGUUUGUAUGUUAUAAUGUUGACAAAUAGAAUAAAACUGAAAAGACAUUUAA